Molecule: messenger RNA, 1816 nt
Organism: Arabidopsis thaliana (thale cress)
Lineage: Eukaryota; Viridiplantae; Streptophyta; Magnoliopsida; Brassicales; Brassicaceae
Product: Heavy metal transport/detoxification superfamily protein
Exons: 2
Coding region: 752-1537 (261 amino acids)
Biological process (GO): regulation of defense response to fungus
Molecular function (GO): metal ion binding
Source: RefSeq, marked reviewed
AUAAAGAAAGAAAGAUUGGGUUAAGUCAAAUAAUGGCAACUAUGAAAGUUAGAGAUGUGAAAAGGGUUCUGGUGAUUCCAUUAUUGUACCUGGCUGCUAACAUUUUUGUUUUUCUUUUAAAAUCAAGAAAAAAGUUUUGAUUAAUCAAAAUCGACGCCAACUAAAAACACGUGUCAAAACGUGGUUGGUGACAGUGGGAUAUGAGACUGUAUUAUAAAAAGCUACAUUUCUCACCACCACCCAAUCUCUCUCUCCCUUGAAGUAGACUCUAAGCUAAAGCCACCGUCAGAUUUUCAGAUCUCAGAUCUCAGCUCUUCAUUCGACGCCAUGGCCGAGAAGGGCAAAGAAAAGGUUUUCUUCUUCUCUUCUCUUCUUAUUCAGUUAAUGGUAUUCUCUUAUUAUAGUUGUUUUUUUAAUUUGUGGGUCUUGAGGAUAUAUUCAAUCUUUAUUUAUUAUUAACCUGAGGAGGUUUUUGUAUAUGUGGUUUUAUGUUUGUUUGUUUUUGUGUGGAUUAAAAAAAAGAGUUGGCUACUUUGUAGAAACUAUGAGAAGAAAUCAGAUUCUCUUUAAACCCCAAAAAAAGUAAGAAAAGAAAAGAAGAGAUCAGAUUCUUCUUCUCUUUUUCUAUUUUGUGUCAGAGGUCGAAUCUGUUCUUCUGCUCCCUUCCCUUUUUUGUUGUUUCUUUCAGUAAUAAGAUCUUAUAAACGUCAAAUCCAUUAGUACAUAUAAUUUUUUAUCAAAAAAGCAAACUAUGGAAGAAGCAGAGGAUUUAGUGAUGUUGAUAUCUGAAAAACAGGUAACUAUGAUGAAGUUGAAGGUGGAUCUUGAUUGUGCCAAAUGUUACAAGAAAGUGAAGAAGGUUCUUUGCAAGUUCCCUCAAAUAAGAGACCAAUUGUUCGAUGAAAAGUCCAACAUUGUUAUCAUCAAGGUGGUUUGCUGUAGUCCUGAGAGGAUCAUGGACAAACUCUGUUCCAAAGGCGGCGGCUCGAUAAAGACCAUUGAGAUCGUCGAGCCACCCAAGCCUCCUCAGCCACAACCCCAACAACCACCUCAGAAACCUAAAGAUGCUCAGCCUAAAGCUCCUGAGAAGCCUAAGGAACCUGAAAAGCCAAAACAGCCUGAAAAGCUUAAAGAGCCAGAGAAGCCCAAACAGCCAGAAAAGCCCAAAGAACCCGAAAAGACGAAGCAACCCGCACCCGCUCCAGCUCCCGCACCAGCACCCGCAGCCAAACCCGCACCCGCUCCCGCUCCAGCUCCCGCACCUGCCCCGAAGCAGCCGGGACCGCCACCGCAAGCGAUCCCGAUGAUGCCGCAAGGGCAGCCAGCAAUGUGUUGCGGGCCCUACUACGAUGGAUACGGAGGGCCAGCAUUCAAUGGAUAUGGAAUGCCGCCGCAGCCUUACGAGUGCUAUGGACGACCAGUCUACGAGAGCUGGGGUGGGGGCUGCCCACCACCACCACCUGCUUAUAGACAAUGCCACGUCACUAGAUGUGAUUACUUCAGCGAAGAGAAUCCACAGAGCUGUUCCAUCAUGUGAAUUUGACUUCUUUAUCUCUAAAUCCUUUAUUUUUCCUUUAAUCUUUUUUUCUUCUUAUACAAAUAAUAAUUAAAAAAAUAUAGAGAUGUUUACGUGUAAUGUUGUGAUUAAGAGAACCAAUAAGGAAGGAACGUUGUAUUUUGUAAAUGGUAGCCAUUUCCAAUAUUUGGUUGUCCAUUCGAAGCUGUAACUGUAAACACUAUAAAGAAAUUUGUUUCAUGUUCUUCUUUAUAUGAACCAAUAAUAGUAUUUCGCUUUAUUCGUAAUCUACUUUUUGUG